AUGAAGGGUGAUGUGAUUAACUUUGUAAAAGAAUUUCAUAAGAAUGGUAAAUUGGUGAAGGGUAUAAACAGUUAUUUCAUAACCCUCAUUCCUAAGAAGGAUAAUCCAACAGGGCUAUCUGACUAUAGACCUAUAAGCUUGGUGGGCUCUAUCUACAAGAUCAUAGCAAAACUGUUGGCAAAUAGACUGAAAACUGUGAUGCCACAUAUCAUAAGUGAGUCUCAGUUUGCGUUCUUAAGUGGAAGAAAUAUUCUAGAUGGGGUGCUAAUUGCUAAUGAGUUUGGGUUUGGAGCUAAGUGGACCAAUUGGAUUAAGGAGUGUGUAACAACUGCAAGGUUUGCAUAUGACUCAUUAUUAUUCUGUGAAGCUAAGGUGGAUGAGGUGCGGAAGUUGAAAAAGGUGCUAAGGUGCUUCGAAAUCAUGUCUGGCCUGAAAAUAAACUUUCAUAAGAGUGUUGUAUGUGGUGUGGGUGUUUCUACGGAGAUGAUGGAUGGUUUUGCUGCAGUACUGAAUUGUAAAAUCAAAUCAUUACCACUCAGUUAUUUAGGGCUGCCAUUAGGAGCUAACCCAAGGAAGAAAGCUACUUGGAAACCAAUUGUGGAUAAAGUCAAAAGCAAACUAGCUGGUUGGAAAAGGAAAAUGUUGUCUUUUGCAGGGAGGCUAAGACUUGUUAAAUCAAUAACAUCAGCAUUUCCAGUGUUCUAUUUGUCAUUGUUCAAGAUGCCUGAAGGGGUUGUUAGAGAGUUGGAGAAGCUUCAAGCUACAUUCUUAUGGGGUGGUUCUGAACUGGAAAAGAAAAUUUAUAUGAUCAAAUGGGAGGAAUUGUCUAAAAGAGUGGAUCAAGGAGGAUUGGGCAUUAGGAAAAUAAGGGAUGUGAACAAGUGUUUGCUAAUUAAAUGGUGGUGGAGGUUUGGUAGUGAAAAGGAUGCUUUGUGGAAAAGAGUAAUACAUAGCAGAUAUAAGAUGGAGGUUGGGGAUGGGAGGAGGAUCAGGUUUUGGUCUGAUACAUGGUGUCAAUCUGCUUGUUUGAAUGAUGAAUUCCCAACUCUAAGGGAGUUAUAUGAAUGGGAGGAGCAAGAGCUAGAUAGGCUUCUUAAUUAUCUGUUGGUGGCUCCUAUUUGGGCUGAAAUGCUGAAGUGGUGGGAUGUCCAAGCUGCUAUACCAGGUUCUGUUGGGAGUCUUCUUCUGUGGUGGGCAGGAGGGAAGCUAAAGAAGAAAGAAAGGAAGAUUUGGAGGGUCAUUCCAUUGGCUGUGAUGUGGAGUUGCCUUUGUGGUGCAGUUUUUGUGGUGAACGGUUGUUUGGAUUGCUAUGCUGCUCUGCUGUUUGAGCUUUUGGGUGAAGUUGUGGAUGAACAUCUUUUGCUCUCUGGUUUGUUGGUUUCUCACCAACUGGCACUUGGAGCUUUGUGA
This is a messenger RNA of Camellia sinensis, 1410 nucleotides long. The record is from RefSeq and is a predicted model, not a curated record. NCBI's taxonomy places the organism in Eukaryota, Viridiplantae, Streptophyta, Magnoliopsida, Ericales, Theaceae.